This is a messenger RNA of Capronia epimyces CBS 606.96, 852 nucleotides long. RefSeq lists its product as uncharacterized. The annotation marks the transcript as partial. Gene Ontology annotation, biological process: DNA repair; DNA recombination. Gene Ontology annotation, molecular function: four-way junction helicase activity; 3'-5' DNA helicase activity. Gene Ontology annotation, cellular component: chromosome; cytoplasm. The record is from RefSeq and is a predicted model, not a curated record. Lineage: Eukaryota; Fungi; Ascomycota; Eurotiomycetes; Chaetothyriales; Herpotrichiellaceae. The transcript has a single exon.
AUGGCGGAUUUUAUUCGCCAGCAGGUGCAACGACAUUCCCCCGGCAAGGCGGUGGUGUAUUGUGCAACGGUGCCGCAGACCAAGGCGUUGGCGGCGUUGUUACAGUGUGAUGCAUACCACCACCACGCCACCGACAAGGACAUCAAGAUGGAAGCGUUUCAAUCCGGCGAGCAGUCCAUGAUCGUCAGUACGAGCGCAUUCGGCAUGGGGGUCGACAUCCGUGACAUCCGGGUGAUCAUUCACGUCGACGAGCCGCGGUCAUUAUUGGAUUACGGGCAAGAAAGUGGUCGAGCGGGACGAGAUGGGCAGAAGAGCGAGGCGAUCAUCGUAUUGCCGGCCGGGGCGGGUCGACAUUGCCGGCCGUCAUGGCAACCCCGCGACCAGAAGGUGGACGAGGUGGCACGACGGCAGGUGUGGGAUUUCAUGGAAGCACGGUGUCAGCGAGAGGUGAUGGACGGAUUUAUGGAUGGGAACGUUCAGCGCGAGGGGUGUGGGAGUGACGAGGAGGCAUGUCAAGGAUGUUGUCGGGAGGGAGAGUUCGAAGAGAGCAACGAAGCCGAAGGAGAGGACACCGGGGAGAAGAUCCGCGAGAGUGAUGAGGAAGAGACGAAGGAGACCGACGACAGCGACGACGACAAUAGUAGCGAGUGUGAGAGCGAGAGCGAGGGCGGGAGCGAGGGGGAAGGAUAUCAAGAGGCGAGGGCGAGAAAACGAGGGGUGGAGGCCACAUGGGAAGAUGGUCAGGAGUUUCGUCGGCAACAGGGUCAACAACAGCACAUCAGUCGAGGGUGGCAGAGGCAGAAGCAAGAGAGUCGCCGUAUGAUGGAAGAGAUUCGAGGGUAUUUGGAGGUG